AUGUACUCCUCGUCGAAUAAUUUCCUCGGGGGUGGUGCCACUGGCCGUCCCGGCCAGGCACCAUUCAUGCAGCAACAGCAACAACCCCCCUACUCGCAAUUCCCCCAGGGUCAACAACCAUCAAUUCAACAGCCCCAGCCGACCGGAUUCGCUCCACAGCCGACUGGUCUUGCUCCACAACCCACUGGUUUUGCUGGCCAGCCCUCGCCGUUUGGUAACCAGCAGCUCCAGCCCCAAGCCACUGGUUUCCCCGCUGGUCAACUCCAACAACAAUACACCGGAUUCCCCGGCGCUGCUCCCCAGCAGCAACAAGCGCAGAGCUUCCAACCGCAAUAUACUGGAUUCGCACCUCAGAACCAGGCGCAGCAGGCGCCACCACCAGUCCCUCAAAUCCCGACUCGCUUCAAGACUUCGUCUGACAUUGCGAACUCUUUCCAAGAUGCUGGUUCUGGAGCACCUCCCCAGGUGCCGCCGAAGACAGGAUCGAAGAUCCCGAGCAUUCGGCUGUCAUUCAUCACGGCGCAAGAUCAGGCAAGGUUCGAGCAGCUCUUCAAGUCAGCCGUAGGCGACAGCAAGACGAUGGAUGGCGACAAAGCGAGAGAUCUUUUGAUGCGCUCGAAGCUCGGCGGCGCCGACCUUUCCAAGAUCUGGGUUCUGAGUGAUUCCACUAAAUCUGGACAGCUGUUCUUCCCUGAAUUCGCACUGGCUAUGUACCUCUGUAACCUCCGGAUCACCGGACGCGAACUCCCUCCCUCUCUGCCCGAAACGAUCAAGAACGAGGUUUCUAGCAUGGUCGACAUCAUCUCCUUCGAUGUCCCCGAUACACAGCCGCAGGCGCCCCAGCAGCGAACCAACGUGCCCAACUUCGAUGCGCCCCUCAUGGAAAGCAGUGCUACGCCCCCGGUCGUUCAACAGCCUGUUCCGCAGCAACCGAAUAAUGCCCAACUUCUGUCGCAGUUGACAGCGCAGCCUACCGGGUUCUUCCCCCAGCAGACAGGCAUUCAGCCACCCGCUAUCCAACAACCCCAGGCUACAGGAUUCCCUGGACAGAACCAGUCUCAGUUCCUUCAGCCCCAGCAGACUGGAUUCCUGAGCAACCCUCAGGCUACUGGAUACACUGGUCCUCGGCCUCCAAUGCCGCCCAUGCCCACUGGCUUUGGCUCUAGCUUGAGCCCUGGCCAAGCUGGCGGUGCUCAGGGCCUGGGAGUGCAACCAACUGGUCUGACCGCACAGCCCACUGGUAUUCCGGGUCAGUGGGGUUUUAUCAACACCCCCGCGCAGGGUUUGCCCAACAUUGACGCCAUGAAGCAGCAGCUCAUGCCUCAACCUGGCCGUGAAGGCGGCUUCAGCACUGCUGGUCUUUCAGGAAACGCCACUGUUGCUUGGGCCAUUACUAAGGAGGAGAAGAAGAUCUACGAUGAUCUCUUCCGUGCUUGGGACGGUCUUCGCAAGGGCUUUGUCAGUGGUGAAACUGCCAUCGAAAUCAUGGGCCAAAGUGGCUUGAACCGAUUGGAUCUGGAGCGCAUCUGGACCUUGGCCGAUCCUCACAACCGUGGCCGUCUUAACAUGGAUGAGUUCGCUGUGGCUAUGCAUAUGAUUUACCGUGCUCUGAACGGAUAUCCUGUUCCUAACCGCCUGCCACCCGAGCUUGUUCCUCCUUCCACGCGCCACUUGAACGACUCCAUUGGUACAGUCAAGUCGCUGCUCUCUCAGGAUGCAGAGAACCGCAAGGCUACUGGUGCAUUCCUGCAGCCACAGAAGACCGGCGUCAGUUAUCUGAAGGAUCACUCCUUCCGUGGCGGCGCAGGUGGCUCAUCUACUGCCAGUCGCAAAGAUGCGACCAUGUUCAAGAACAAUGACUCCGCUGGAGGAUACCGCUCGAGCGCACGCCGUCGCGUGGGUAACGAAGCUCGAACCCCCUCCCCUGCUGCCUCUGGCGCCUCGGAUGAGGAGUUCUCUGUAGAUCAGCUUCACAAAAAGAUUCGUGAGGCCAAGGUCAUGCUGGACGCUGCUGAUUUCCAGGACGAAAACCGGGCUGAGGAUGAUGAUCAUCUGGAUCGCCAGGACCGUCGCGAGGCAGAGAGUCUCAUGGAGCGCAUUCGUCGUGUCCAGGAUGAUCUCGAUACCCAUCCUAAUGCCGCGUUCCGCCAAGUGGACAGUGGAGCGGAUCGCAGGGCUCUUCGUCGUCAAUUGCAGUCCUUCGAGGAUCAAGUUCCUCAGGUUGCAUCUGAUGUUCGUCGCCUUGAGCGCGAUAUUGCUGAUGCCAGACUUGAACUGUUCCGUAUCAAGGAUGCCAAGGCACACCCCGGAGGCGCUUCCAACAUCAUUGGUACUGGACCCGGUGGAACUGUGACCGAGGCGGACCGCAUCAAGGCCCGUGCUCGUGCUCGUAUGCAAGCUCGAGCUGCAGAGCUCGCUGGUCGACCCGCUCCCGCGACGGAAGACGAUGACGGCCAAGCCGCUCACCGUCUGGAAUCUGAGAGUACUAAUAUCAAGACUGAGCGUGAGCGCAACGACACCAUGACCCGUGAUGUCGAGGAAAGCGUGCGUGAUUUCGCUCGCAGUUUGGAAGACAGUCUCCGUGACCAAGGUUCAAACUCCACACGCGAACACGAAAAGCGUCGUUGGGAAGAUGCUUUGGGCGUCGAGGAUGUCAUCCGCGAUUUCAUCUACGAUCUUAGCCGUAAUGCCCGGACUGCGAAUGUUCGCAAGCAAGAGUACGUUAUUCUCGCGCAUAUAAUAAUCGAUCAACCGCUGACCAAGAAUAGACGAGAGAGACCUUCGCCUGAUGUUUCUUCUCGCGCAUCUCCAGCGGCUGAAACCUCUGCCGCGCGUCCUUCCAUGCCUGCAUCUGUGGACUCCUCGGGCUCAAUUCCCGGCAACACACAUGAUGACCGUGUGGCUGCUGCCCGAGAGCGCGCCCAGAAGCGUAUUGCGGAGCGUAUGGCUGCCGCAGGCCUCAAGCCGAAUGAUGCAAGCGAGACUCUCUCGCAACGCCAGGAGCGCGAGAGAAAAGAGCGCGAGGACCGUGUUCGUCGCGCCGAAGAAGAAGAUGCCAAGCGCGAGGAAGAGAGACAGCGUCGUCUAGCCGAAGAGCGUGGUGGUCCUAGUGCCGCAGCUCCCAAGCCGGCAGGCAAGAAGCCACCCCCAGCGCCGCCAUCCCGCCGCGCCCGGACAGAUAGCGCUGGCCAAGCCGACGCGAAGAAAGCAGAUGAGUCCGCUAAGCUUGAGCAAGCUGCCCGCGAGCAAGCCAUCAAGGAAGAGCAAGAGGCCCAGGAGGUGGAGACCAAGCGUCUUGAAAACGAGGCAAGCCAGCGUGAAAUGGAAUUCCAGAAGGAGAAGGAUGCCCAGGCAGCUCGCCUGCAAGCUCUCGAGGAACAGGUUCGCCAAGGCAAAAUCAAGAAACAAGAAGAGAAGCGCCGCAGAGAAGAAGCAAGCCGACAGUCUAAAGAACAAGAAGCUGGCCUUGCCGCCCAACGCGCAGAGCUGGAGGCGGCCAAGGAGCGCGAGCGACAGCUGCAGCGUGAACUUGAGGGUCUUGACGAUGACAGUUCUUCUGACGAUGAAGGGCCUGCUGAUGUUACUCCUCAGCACAGCACUCCUACCCAAAGUCAGGUCUUGCCCACCCCUCCAGUGCCUACAAUUUCUGUCCCUGAACCCCCCUCCUUCGCUCCCGAGCCCGAAAGCUUGCCCAGCGAAGCGAGCUCGCCCGAGAGCAGCCGCGCCAUCCCCGCUGCUACCCCCGAUGCCGAGUCUAAGAACCCUUACUUCAAGACUAUGGGUCAACAGUCUGAGUCGGUUGCUUCACCACCAGCUUCGGCUCAGUCCACCAACCCCUUCCACCGCUUGACGCAGCAGGAGCCCAUCAAGCCAACCUUCACCGGUGCCGCGCCCCUGGAACGCAAGACUCGCGCCCGCCCUGAAGCGGACGAUGACUGGUCUGCUGCAGGUUCCGAAGCCGACUCAUCUGACGAUGAUGACGACGACCGUCCAACUGGAGGAAGCGCCAAGCAGCUUGCCAGCAUCCUGUUUGGCACCAUGGCUCCCCCGCGUCCUCUGAGCGCUAUGGACGAGGACAAGCCGGCUUCUAACUCCGCCACCCCAGUCCAAGACAGCCCUAUCGCACCCCCUCCCCCUCCCCCAGCACAGCUACCCCCGGUCCCUGCUAUUCCCAGCGAUGGUGCGACACCCACCCCACCAUCUGCAGUACCACCGCCUCCUCCACCUCCUCCACCUCCCCCUGGAGCUGGUGCCCCAUCUGCUCCUCCACCACCCCCACCUCCAGGCGGAGCCCCGUCUGCUCCGCCCCCACCACCACCGGCCGGUGUGCCCCCUCCACCUGCACCCGCUCCCGCAGGUGGUCCCGGCGGCCGAGGUGCUCUUCUUGCAUCCAUCCAGCAAGGCAUGACCCUGAAGAAGACUCAAGUGAAUGAUCGCAGCACGAGCUCUUCUGCUGGACGUGUCCUGUGA
Messenger RNA from Penicillium brevicompactum, 4470 nucleotides. RefSeq names its product actin cytoskeleton-regulatory complex protein PAN1 (gene pan1). Lineage: Eukaryota; Fungi; Ascomycota; Eurotiomycetes; Eurotiales; Aspergillaceae. Gene Ontology annotation, biological process: endosomal transport; endocytosis. Bases 1 to 4470 code for a protein of 1489 amino acids. Gene Ontology annotation, cellular component: plasma membrane; cytoplasm. The record is from RefSeq and is a predicted model, not a curated record. The transcript is spliced from 3 exons. Gene Ontology annotation, molecular function: actin binding.